Molecule: messenger RNA, 1989 nt
Organism: Cordyceps fumosorosea ARSEF 2679
Lineage: Eukaryota; Fungi; Ascomycota; Sordariomycetes; Hypocreales; Cordycipitaceae
Product: Methionyl-tRNA synthetase
Exons: 3
Coding region: 1-1989 (662 amino acids)
Biological process (GO): methionyl-tRNA aminoacylation
Molecular function (GO): methionine-tRNA ligase activity; ATP binding
Source: RefSeq, a predicted model, not a curated record
AUGAGACUGCAGCAGUUGCAGCCCCUCAGGGGCAUGCAGGCGAAGCCAUUGAAGCGCCUGGCUAGGCCUUCGUGGAUUUGCCCUAGCUGUCGCCCCAAUGGCCCGUCGUCGCGCCGCUGGAACAGCUCCGCGCAAACCCAGGAGAAGCCCUUCUACGUCACCACGCCCAUAUUCUACGUCAAUGCAGCUCCUCACAUUGGCCACCUCUACUGCACCGUCCUCGCCGACGUGGUCAAGCGAUGGCAACAAAUUAACGGCAAGACGGCCUACCUCUGCACCGGCACCGACGAGCACGGCAUGAAGAUUCAGCGCGCCGCCGCGAAGGAAGGCAUGGACCCGAAAUCGUUCUGCGACCUCAAUUCGGACAAGUUCCGCAGCCUGACGUACGAUGCCGACAUCUCUAACGACUUCUUCAUCCGCACCACCGACCCGGACCACAAGGAUGCCGUCGCGCAGUUUUGGCUGCAGCUCAAACACGCGCUGCCGCGGCAACUCGGCCUCUACAAGGGUACCCACGAGGGCUGGUACUGCGUCAGCGACGAGUGCUUCUACCCAGAUGACCUGGUGCGGCCCGGCAUCGUGCCGCAGACGGGCAAGAAGAUCAUGAUCAGCGUCGAGUCGGAGAACGAGGUCGAAUGGGUCAAAGAGGAGACGUGGUUCUUCCCGCUGACCAAGUAUAAGGAUGCACUGCUGAAGUUCUAUGACGAGAAUCCAGACUGGGUCAAGCCGGCGAAUCGCAUGCAGGAGGUGCGCGACUGGGUCGAGAACCAUCUCGAGGACCUCUCCGUCACCAGGCCCGUGUCGCGACUCAAUUGGGGUGUUUCCGACCCUGAAGAUCCCUCGCAGACUAUAUACGUCUGGGUCGAUGCCCUCAUCAACUACAUCACAAAGGCUGGCUACGGGAGCAAAUGGCGCAGCGCGACCGAGGACAUGGGCAUCUGGCCCGCGGACCUGCAAAUCAUUGGCAAGGACAUUUUGCGCUUCCACGCCAUCUACUGGCCGGCGCUACUCCUUGCACUGGGUCUGCCGCCUGCGAAGGGCAUCUUGUGCCACAAUCACUGGACCAUGUCCAAUCGCAAAAUGUCCAAGUCGCUCGGCAACGUCGUCAACCCCGUCUUUGCCCUCCAGCGCUGGGACGUGGACCCCUUGCGGUACUUUCUCAUGCGCAACGGAAACCUGACCCGAGAUAUGAGCUAUUCUAAUGACAUUAUUGCCGCCAUCUACGGAAAGGAGCUGCAGGCUAACAUUGGCAAUCUCUUCUACCGCAUUGCGAAACCGAAAAGCGCUUCUGGUUGGUCGACGAAGCAGGCUGUCGAGGCGAGCAAUAGCGGUGCCUUCAAAAACUUAGACGAGGUCAAGACGAGGGAAGAAUAUGCGCAAUUCUUCUCGUUAGAGCCCUUCCUCGCGCGAGCUACAGACGCCGUGUCCAAGGAAAUGGAAGACUAUAAUACAAGCGGUGCCAUCCGCGAAGUGUUCGAACUGUUAAGAGAAACGAAUCGAUUCAUCACUGAUACCCAACCCUGGGUUCUCGCCAAACAGACAGGGCCCCUAUCGCCGCUGCUCCUGAACUGGACCAUCCACCGCAGCGCCGAGGCCCUGCGCAUCGCCGCCAUCCUCAUGCAGCCUGUCAUGCCUGGCAAGAUGAAGCGUCUGCUCGACGAGAUGGGCGUGAAGCCAGAGCGUCGCACCACGGCCCACGCCCAUCCCGGCGCGGACGACGCCUACGGCACCACCAACGUGACCAAGUCCAAUCACGACCGCGCCAACAAGCACCUGACGCUAUUCCCGCCCAUGGCCAGCGGUGAUGUCUCGGAUGCCGAGGUGCUGCAGCGGCUCAAGGCGCAUCUGGGGACGAGGGGAGCGGCCAAGUCCAAGAUGAAUCAGAUGGUGGAGCUGCUGGCCAUGGAGGCGAGAAUGGGCGAGGCGCAGGUGGCCAAACUGCUCGAAACUGAUCUUCCCGUGGAGCAGACACCGCAAGAUUUGAAAUGA